AAUUUUACUGGUUUUAGAUGGGUAAAAAAAGCGUUGUUUAGGGGGAUUUUUUCAAGAAAUUUGCAUGAAAUCAUGGGAAAUAGUUAUUCGCAGGAGAAUUUAAAUGAUGCUAAGGAUCCAUUAUUAUAUAGUUUAAGUGAUAAAAAUGAAGGGUUAGGAGAUGGAUUAUUUAAAAAAGACAUUAUUCCUCAAAAAAAUCCAAGUUCAGAUGUAGAAGAUGACUUUUCUAGUGUUAAUUCAGAAACUGAUAAAGAGCCUCUUAAUCUUGAUUCCUUAAACGAUUUAAACAAAACAACAAUUGAGGACGAAAGGCAUAAUGUUCAAGAUAGUUCGAUUAUAUCACCUACAUGUGAAAAUAUCGAACAUGAUGUUAAACAACAGAAUAGAGAAAAAUCAGUUCCUGUUUUUUUGCAUUGGAAGGGUAAUCAUCAGAAUGUAUAUGUGACAGGAACAUUUACGGGUUGGGGAAAGAAAAUACCUUUAAAUAAGAGUGUAAAUGAUUUUACUGCAUUGAUACAUCUUCCAAAAGGAACACAUAGAUUCAAGUUUUUGGUUGAUAAUGAAUGGAAAUGUUCGGAUGAAUUAGCUACAGCUACAGAUUCUUCUGGGAAUCUUGUUAAUUAUAUAGAAGUCAAUGACGCAUCUUUGUCGUCUAUGUUUCAAGCUGAUAAGCAAGCAUCUUUAACAGAACACCGUGUUAGUAAACCGGUAGAAACUUAUACAAAUAGGAUUCCGACAUUAUAUGAUGAAGCAUUAGAAAAUAAUACAUAUCGAAAUUUUCAAGAAUCGAGUGUACCGCCUUCACUUCCGCCUCAUUUAGAAAAAGUUAUUUUAAAUUCUAAUUCGACUAUGAAAGAUGACCAAAGUGUCCUUCCAAAUCCAAAUCAUGUAGUUUUAAAUCAUUUGGCGGCAAGUUCAAUUCGUAAUGGUGUUUUCGCUGUGAGUGUAACAACAAGAUUUCGACAUAAAUAUGUUACAACAAUUUUAUAUAAAUCUAUCAAUAUAUAAUGCCUCCAAACUAUGUUAUCUUUCAUGCUUUGUCAAUAAUUUUA
Messenger RNA from Pneumocystis murina B123, 1052 nucleotides. RefSeq lists its product as hypothetical. Bases 73 to 1008 code for a protein of 311 amino acids. Gene Ontology annotation, cellular component: nucleotide-activated protein kinase complex; nucleus; cytoplasm. The transcript has 7 exons. The record is from RefSeq and is a predicted model, not a curated record. Gene Ontology annotation, molecular function: protein kinase binding. Lineage: Eukaryota; Fungi; Ascomycota; Pneumocystomycetes; Pneumocystales; Pneumocystaceae. Gene Ontology annotation, biological process: signal transduction.